GUUCACAGAACUCAGCCGGGGCAGUGGGGCCUGUCUUGGGCUGGCCACAUGCUUGCCAUAGGGUUGGCUGUCCUAGGGGAGGGGUGGCAGGCUGGGCUCUGAAAUUGUGCAAAGAGCAGAGGUGUAUUUAGCACCCUCAGGGCUGAUUUCUAUCUUCCCCCGGAUUGCAGGGCCCCAGGGCAAGGGCCCAGCCCUCAGCUUGGCCAGCUAAGGGCCCCCGUGCAGGCCGACGGCGCGGCUCACCACAUGUCACUAAAUGCUGGGUCCGCUUGAAAUCCCAAGUACACCCCCGCCCCAGCCCCCUCCGGCCUUCUGUGGCUCAGCCUGGGCAUACAGUUGUAGCUAUAGUGCUCUUUCCAACUUUCGAUAGCUUUUGAUAUCACAGCACUUUUUUGAUGUAAAGCAAAUCAGAUUUUAUACUACCUUGGCGUGGCUCACUACUUAAAAGAAUCUUAUAGUUCGGUUAGUUUGUAAAACAAAGAAUAGUCCUCUAAUUUAUCUGUUCUGUUCAGACUUUCAUAUGUCAGUCCUGCCGAAAAGGGGCAGACACCUCUUACUGGGGCUUCUAUGUCCUCUUGGACAGAAGGAACAGCAAAAGGCAUCUUAGACUAGAGUUCAAGGCCAACAGAUGCCUUCGUGCCAUGGUGGAGGCCCCAGGGCAGGGUCCAAGGGCUAUUCCUGUUUCUCUGUGGUUUACUGAUAAGUUCCUGGUGAUCUGUCACUUCCUUCAUUCCAAGGAGAGUUAAGCCCUGUGGAUGCCGAUCUGUGGCACCCGCUAAAGCAGGUGUGUUUUAGCCGCAGGGGCAGAAGAACGACCUCUCAAGGAGGUGGGCAGUCAGAUGGUUACUGUCAGCUCACGAGCCGGAUCCUCCACUCCCUGAGUUCCUCCCAUCCAACCCUGGAUGGGCGGUGGUGGGGUCAUAGGCCUUGCCCCGGACCAGGCGAGUGGCACCCACGGGCCAAGCAAGUGCCCUCCCCACAACUCCUUCCAGAAACGGAACACCAAGUUCUGUGCAAGGUUGUGCUAAGCCUAGGCGGGGCAAGCUGCCAAAGCAGAACUCUCAGGCUGUCCCCUUCAUGCACUCGCCUCUCCAGGGUGCCCUGAAAGUAUUUCCCCGGCCACUCUCACCCCCUCCUCCGCUUUCUAAGUGGGAGCUGCACAAGAUCUCCCCGGGGUUUCUCCCGCUACUUGAACUCAGCUGGAGGGACAGAGCUAGCAAUGUGGGAUCUACUUCCCAUACAAGAGGUAGGAAGGAAUCCAUCAGGCAUGCGCUCUGGGCAUGAGGCUGAGUAUGUGGAGGGACAGGGGACAACAGCAGCAACGGGCCCACGGAGGCAGACACUCAACCCAUUCCAAGCCUAGGAAGCACCCCUCUCGGCUCCAGGGACCACCAUGACCGAGGCCGGCUGGUGGAAGCUGACCUUCCUCCGGAAAAAGAAAUCAGCUCCCAAGGUGCUGUAUGAGAUCCCUGACACCUAUGCUCAAACGGAGGGCAGCGCUGAGGCCCCGAGGCCCGAGGGCGGGGGCCCCAACGGCAACUUUAACACCCGCCUGGAGAAGAUUGUGGACAAGAAUACAAAAGGCAAGCACGUCAAAGUCUCCAAUUCGGGCCGUUUCAAGGAGAAGAAGAAAGUCCGGGCCACGUUGGCAGAGAACCCCAACCUCUUUGACGACAGGGAGGGCAACGGACAGUGAGGGGGCCCAAGAAGGACGCGGACACCUCCCUACUCCUGCCGUCAGCCGGAUCUGAGACAGGAGCUUGCCACGCCGGCCUCCUUGGCCACAGCUAACGCCCUGGGGGCAGUUGAUGCCUGCUGGCAGGAAAUGGCUGGUUUUAGGUUUGUAUUUAUGUGCCUCAGCUUUCUGGAAGGUCUGGGUUCUCCCAGGUUCCCCCCACGUCCCCCAGCACGUACAAAGGCACUCCAGUCCAAGGAUGAAAAGUCCCACCCAGGAAGGACAGCCCUCCUCAAAGUCGUGGCGCCGGCAGGGAGGUGGGCAUGGUGAGGGACGGAGGGAGGGGGCGGACAGAUUUCGCCUCCUCCGGGGGGCACAGGGUCAAGGGUGAGUUUCGAUUUCUGCUCCCACAACUGUUCCCUGGACCAAUUCUGAGCGUGACUUUUCCUGAAGCCACAUGAUGGAGUGGUUUCCUGGAGCUGGAGGAGGCCGAGACCCUGAACUUGAGCUCACCUCCUACCACAAGAGGGAAAUUUCCUGGAACUUGCUCCCAGGUGUGCAGGGAGAGGAGGUCACUGGCACUCUGGUGGGGAGGGGUGCUGCUGCAGAAAUCCAGGUGAGGGACCCCAAGGGUUCCUGCACACCUCCUCAAAGGGAUGCUGCACUGGCUCAUGGGUCCAAAUUUGGGGAGCAGGUAGGGAAGCUGUGGUAGGACCUAAAAGCAGUCAGCUCUCUUCUCCCCUCCUACUGGUAUUUAAGAAGGACAAGCCCCAGAGAUGAGUCCUGGAGCUUUGAAUUUUGUUUAAAAAAAUAGUAAUUGUAGGUUUCUCUCUUUGUAAUAAACAAUGCUGCAAAAGCAGAGAACCUAUUUAUGCUUUUGUCUUACAUUUCCUGAGGACUGUUUCUCAUGCCUUUAUUCCCUGCCUGUAAGUGAAGUGCUCAGGGUUCCUGUCAAGCAUCAGGAAGGGUCCCCAGGGGGUGCCUGGCUGGCUCAGUCGGUAGAGCACGUGACUCUUGAUCCGAGGGUUGUAAGUUCAAGCCCCACAUUGGGUCUAUAGAUUAUUAAAAAUAAGAUCUUUUUUAUUAAAAAAGAAAGGGGGUUGUCAGUAUAAAAAUACAGCAAAGGAAGAGGCAGUUUCAGCUCAGUGGUCAACAGAGAGACCAUCAGGGGCUCUAGAGAGUGGAGGAGACCUUUGGUGACUGACCCCACAGUUGCGGGUGUUUGGUUU
Messenger RNA from Zalophus californianus (California sea lion), 2904 nucleotides. RefSeq names its product proline rich 15 like (gene PRR15L). Bases 1394 to 1696 code for a protein of 100 amino acids. The transcript has 2 exons. The record is from RefSeq and is a predicted model, not a curated record. NCBI's taxonomy places the organism in Eukaryota, Metazoa, Chordata, Mammalia, Carnivora, Otariidae.